AUGGAGAUUCUUCAUCAAACAGAAAAAGAGGGUUUGCUUUUCGUUCAAUACAUUGAAGACGGUGAAAGAGGAUGUCUUUUCUAUGGAAAUGAUUGUGAUGAUUAUAAUCAAGCCAAUAUCAUGGAGAUGGAACCUCACAGAUUGACAAUGGAAUACCGCCACAAGGGCGCAGUGGUCGGGUCUUGCAAUGGUUUGGUUUGUACUGGAGAGCGUAAUAAAGAUGUUAACCUGGUCGAUCCUGUCCAACUUUGCAACCCUCUUACCGGAGAAUAUGUUUCACUUCCAAAAUUCAAAUUGACUCGAAAAUUAGCAAUUCAUGGUAAUAAUUGUCGUAAUUUAGCAAGUGGAUUUGGUUAUUGUCAUUCAACCAAAGAAUACAAGGUCGUCAGAAUAUUUAGUCAGAAGGGAGAUUUGAGACUUGUCCAAGUAUAUACAGUUGGAGGAAAGUGGAGAUGCAUACGACCUAAGUUGAGGUAUUUCAAUUGUGCAUCAUCGGGCAUAUAUGCUAACGGAUCUCUUCACUGGUUAGACCAGAGUUAUAGCCAAAUACCAGAACGUAAAAUCGUUGCAUUUGAUCUGGAACAUGAGAAGUUCUAUUCAGUCCCAAUGCCAACAGAUGCAACAUGCUUUUCUGUAGUGCGCAGUGUCAGUUAUCUGCUUGGAGGAAAUAAUAACCUGUAUUUGGUCCAUACAGAAAAUAACUGCACGGAUAUAUGGGCAUAUAAGCUUAAAAGAAAGAAGAAUUCUAAUGCCAUCACUAGUUCCAAUAUGAAAAUGAGGAACCAGAAAUAUCAUAAGAAUUCGUGGCAAUGGAUUAAGGAGUUUACCAUAGAGGGUGAAGCAGCAGAGAACUUUAAACCAUUCGCGAUCACAAGAAACAAUGAAGUUCUAUUGUGGUAUAAAAGCGUGUUUGUCUACUGCUAUGAUCCUAAAACUUCAACUCUGAAUAGGCUUUGGGGUGGUAAUGGUAUGGGAUGCUCGCAUAUAGAGGUGAUUCCGCACAUCCCCAGCAUCGUUUCUUUGAAAGAUUUGGGAGAAACUAAUGUUAGGAGCUACAGAACUGCAACAGGACCUAUGACUCGGAAAAGGAAGGUUAUAAAUGAAGAAAAAGUUAUCGCAGAAAAAUCAUUCGGAUUAAGAAAAACUAAAAGGUCGAAGAAAUGCUAA
Messenger RNA from Papaver somniferum (opium poppy), 1167 nucleotides. RefSeq names its product F-box protein At3g07870-like. The transcript has a single exon. The record is from RefSeq and is a predicted model, not a curated record. NCBI's taxonomy places the organism in Eukaryota, Viridiplantae, Streptophyta, Magnoliopsida, Ranunculales, Papaveraceae. Bases 1 to 1167 code for a protein of 388 amino acids.